Molecule: messenger RNA, 792 nt
Organism: Trichosporon asahii var. asahii CBS 2479
Lineage: Eukaryota; Fungi; Basidiomycota; Tremellomycetes; Trichosporonales; Trichosporonaceae
Exons: 5
Coding region: 1-792 (263 amino acids)
Source: RefSeq, a predicted model, not a curated record
AUGGUCCGAACACUCUUUUUCGCUCUUUUCACUACCCUCGCCCACCUCUCCUCGGCAGCAGCUCAGGAAGCUGCUGCUAGCAAUGUUCCGGCGUCAACUCGUGUUGGCGGCCCUGUCUUGUGCUCUCGGGAGGAAGUGGAUGCUGCUUCAGGCAUCGAAGGCAGCUCUUCGACUCCUUCGUCAGACACCUCCGACUCGGGUGUCGACCCUUCAUCUGCGACUAGCCCGUCAUCGGAAAGCGUCAAUCCCGAGACUGACGAUAGCCUUGGCGAUUCGGACCUGACAGAGAUCCCUGCCCGCCGAUGCCAGGAUAGCGCAAACCCAGCGGAUGGAGCAAGGAGCUGCGCUGCGGAUAAGGCUCCCGGCGCUCGAGUUAUCUGCGAGAACUUGGACUACGUCGCUGUCUGCGCGUUCUGCAUUAGGGGCCCCGAGAGGAAGAUCGAGAUGCAGGAAGGUCUCAAGAACUUGAACGAUGAAUGCAGGAACGAGUUCCGCUUUGAUGUGCCCGGCGUUGUUGAAAGUGGCAACUCCAUCCCUGACCCGGCUAUGAAGUCGCUGCGAGGCACCUUGGACAACGCGUCCGGCAGCUCAUCUAGCAGCACGACUGGCGGAACGUCUGGUACCACGUCUAGCACCUCGUCUGGCAAGACAUCCGGCACCACGUCUGGCGCCUCGCCUGGCACCUCGUCUGGCAACACGCCUAACGACGCGUCGGGCCAAUGGAGGACGGCAUCGUCUGUCUUCAGCAUUGCAGUUGCAGGUUGCGCGGCGCUCACCUUCGUCCUACUUUAG